UUCAUGACUUUGUGAUUAUGAUUAAGGUUGAAACGUAUUGUUUACUUGGAUAAACAAUAAUUUUCACCGUGCCACACAGCCCCAUAGGAGAAAUGAAGGAAAAGAAUGGAAAAAGAAUAUUGUGCCUAGAUUAUUGAAUGGAAAAUUUGUUUAUAAGUUGUUGAAUUGUAAAAGUAUGUAUGUAAUUUUUUUCUUUAAAUCUUUUUUUCACAUAUCUUUUAAAUAUAUACUACUACUCUCUUUAAUAUCAAGAGAUAUUAUUACUAAAGUGUAAUUAAUAAAAAAAAUGUCCACAAAUACAAACAUCAUUUUAAAUAUUCCUAUUAAACAAACCUAUUCUAUAAAUGAUAUUAAUGAAACAAAUUUAACAAAUUUCAAUACACCUCAUAAUUUAUUAAAUUCUUUCUUCAUAAAUCAAAAACAAAGUAUAAGAUUCAAUUCAUAUGAUAAUAAUUUAAAUGAGAACCAUUCAACGGAUUCUCAUUUCUUAGCCUCUUCAAUAGGAAUAUUUGGUUUAUGCAGAGCAUUUUUGGUGUUUGUUUUGUUGGCUCCAAAAAAAUAAAUAUAACGAAUAAUUUGACGAGAUAUUUCUAUAGUGGGCUUCUUUCUUUUUUUGGUUUAACCCCUUUUUUAUUUUUUUUAUUUGUAUUUUUUUUUUUUUUAAUAUUUAUUGAUUACUUAAAUUAAAAUAUAAUCCAAUUAACAUUUUCAUAUAAACAUGGGCAUGAGACAUGGAAUAAGUAAAUAUUUUAAAUUAUGUACAGAUUUAACAGAUAUACAAUAAUAAAUAAAUGAUAUUUGCAUAUCUUUAGUGUGCCAAAAGUUUAAUUCACUCCAAUAAUAUAUGAUGAUGUCGUAGUUGUCGUACAUCAAAUACCCCGUAUUUUUGAAGGAAAAAUAGGAAUUUUUCCGCGCGCGA
This is a messenger RNA of Rhizophagus irregularis DAOM 181602=DAOM 197198, 919 nucleotides long. Lineage: Eukaryota; Fungi; Glomeromycota; Glomeromycetes; Glomerales; Glomeraceae. The record is from RefSeq and is a predicted model, not a curated record.